Molecule: messenger RNA, 1353 nt
Organism: Botrytis cinerea B05.10
Lineage: Eukaryota; Fungi; Ascomycota; Leotiomycetes; Helotiales; Sclerotiniaceae
Exons: 4
Coding region: 114-1070 (318 amino acids)
Biological process (GO): fatty acid metabolic process
Molecular function (GO): oxidoreductase activity, acting on the CH-OH group of donors, NAD or NADP as acceptor; NAD+ binding
Source: RefSeq, a predicted model, not a curated record
GAUGAUAACCUUCUCCCUCUCUACUUUCCAGCUUCAUUAUCAUUUGCCAGUGAAACUCUGGGAUUUUCGAUUCUUUUCUUUUUCGCAAAUUAUCUCUAAGAUUGCCGCCCAACAUGAUAUCUCCAAUUGUAAGAAGAGGACUUUUGCAGAGCACAAAAUAUGCAAGAUCAUUCAGUUCCAGCCGAAUGCUUUCGGCGCAAGAGGUCAAAAGCCUUGGUGUUAUCGGCGCUGGCCAAAUGGGAUUGGGAAUAGCAUUAGUAGCAGCACAAAGAGCUGGUGUUCCGGUCACUCUCGUCGAUACAAAUCAAGCCUCUCUUGAUAAGGGUCUCGCAUUUGCCGAUAAACUCCUGGCCAAAGAUGUUACCAAGCAGCGCAUUACUCAAGAACAAUCUGACACUAUCCGCUCCCUUCUCAUCCCAACCACAAAGAUGGAUGAUCUUUCCUCGGCAGACUUUGUAAUCGAAGCCGUGCCUGAAAUUCCCUCUUUGAAAUUCUCAAUCUUCAGUUCCCUAGCCCAAAUCUGCCCUCCUCAUGCCAUCUUGGCUACAAACACAUCCUCCAUAUCCAUUACACGAAUCGCCGCGUCAACGACUAAAGAUCCUAAAGAUACUAGCGCUUCCUCCCGGGUAGUUUCAACCCAUUUCAUGAACCCAGUGCCUAUUCAGAAGGGUGUAGAGAUUAUCACUGGAUUACAAACAAGUCAAGAGACAUUGGAUGCAGCCAUUGAAUUCUGCAAACGGAUGGGCAAAAUCCCAUCUACUUCAGCAGAUUCCCCAGGAUUUUUGGCAAAUCGGAUUUUGAUGCCUUACAUCAAUGAAGCCAUAAUUUGUUUAGAGACCGGGGUUGGUAAAAGAGAUGAUAUCGAUGCGAUAAUGAAGAACGGAACAAAUGUUCCUAUGGGACCAUUGCAAUUGGCGGACUUUAUUGGUAUUGAUACCUGCUUAGCAAUUAUGAAGGUACUAUACGAGGAAACAGGAGAUAGCAAGUAUAGACCUAGUGUGCUAUUGGGCAAGAUGGUAGAUGCGGGAUGGUUGGGCAAGAAAAGUGGAAAGGGGUUUUAUGAUUAUUAAAUGAGAAAUAAUUUUGACUACUAGAUAUAAGUCGAUAUACCAUGGGCUUGCAUUGCAGCUUUAUGAUCAACUGAAUAAGAUUCUGGGCAUGCUAAUUCCCGUCGCCUUUACUUGUACAGAGGAUAGCGAGGUCAAUCGAUGAGGUUUUGGGCCUCUUCACUAAAUCUAUAUCAGCAGUCUGCUUUACUUAGCGUCAUGCUCAUACAUGGUAAGUUUUUUUGCAGAAUUUGAAUGAUAGUUAACUUUCAAUCCAAAUGGACGUAAGAUACAUCAUAAUAUUUCA